Messenger RNA from Egretta garzetta (little egret), 483 nucleotides. It is a transcript of the gene IL17RE, whose product is annotated as interleukin 17 receptor E. NCBI's taxonomy places the organism in Eukaryota, Metazoa, Chordata, Aves, Pelecaniformes, Ardeidae. Bases 1 to 483 code for a protein of 160 amino acids. Gene Ontology annotation, molecular function: interleukin-17 receptor activity. The transcript is spliced from 5 exons. The record is from RefSeq and is a predicted model, not a curated record.
AUGUCCAUCCAUGCCCUGCUGCUGACACCGUGCCCCGCAGAUGGCCCUGAGCUGUGGUCCUCGGUGCACUUCCACGACUACAGCACCAGCAUCAAGGACCAGAUGGCGAUGGUGCUGAGUGCCAGCUGCCCCCUGCGCCCCCGGGCCCCCCUCUGCUGGAGGGAGGCAGCAUCUGAGACUGCACCCUGCCAUGACAUCCCCAACUCCACGGCCAACGAGGAGGAGCAGGUGUACUCGCUGGACAAGGUGGAUGUGCACCCCCAGCUCUGCUUCCAGUUCUCCUACAGGAACAGCAGCCACGUGGAGUGUCCCCACCGGCCAGAGACCGCCUGGAACGUCUCAGUGAGCGCCUGGGGGCUGCAGCUGCACCUGCGCCUCACCUCCAGCGUCCCUGCGGCCUUCAGUCCAGAGGGCUCUGCCCCAGGGGAGCUGGCGCUGCUGCUGCCGGUGCAGGUCCUGGGCAGCUGUGUGCUGGUAAGGUGA